CGGGGACCGGAGCGGGCGGUGACGGGACACGAACAACCCACCCAUCAGCCCGGCCCGUCCGGCGCUGUCGGCGGCCGCGCGCGCCUGAUUCUGUGUUUCACGAGCACAGGUCACACUCCAAGCCGGUGCCUGAGGACUCUGCCUGUCUCUGUACCCGCUGCAGGAGCAGGCAGACCCGUUUGGCAAGUGUGACCCUGCCUGUCAGCUGUGUGUUGGACAUCCCUGGGGAGACAGCUGAGAAGACCUUGGGAAGAAAAGAACUGAAGCUGGGCGGGUCUGGGGCAGAAAAAUCAGUGAAGGAGGAACUUAGUCAUAAGAAUUACAACCACACCAAGGUAAUCAUCAGCUUUGUUAGGAGUGGCCUCAAACGAACUGGGAACCAGCAGCAGGAAAAGACUACUGCGGGGCAGGAGAAGUGGUGCAAUCCAGUGUCCACAGCUGCUGGGCUGUCCUGAACCCACACAUGGUGGCUCCUGGAAUUCCCUUUCAGCCAGGAGGACACUGCACUCGUGCAGAGCAGUUGCCUGAGCCUUGACUGGUGCCCAUGUUCAAAGAAGGCAGAGGUUGGAGACCUCCUUGCUUGUAGCUGAACAUGGCAGGGGAUGUGAAGAGGUUCACACGAAUGCUCCUGGAAUGCAGCAGCAAUGACAAGCUGUGUGUUGUGCGUGAAUAUCAACCUGAAGUGAUCGUUGUCCCAGUUCUCCUUGUGGGGUCUUUUGUCAUCGUGCUCACUGUGAUCCUUUGGCUCCACUGUCGAGGCUUGAGAGCAAAGCAGGAGCAACCCCCCCCACCAUCUGGAACCCAAGUGAAGACAAAGAACCAUCAGGAAUUCUGCUCAGCAGAGAAUGGCUGCAUGCAGCUGAGUGAGACAUCCGUGGAGAGCCUGCUAAAAUCUGCAUCCCUGACUCUGAAGGAACUGCAGAUACCACGAGAGAAACUCCUGCCGGGCACCUUCCAGCUGAUAAAACACAGUGGCCGUGGGAGCAUCUACAGAGCACAGCUGGAAACUGGGAGCUCUGGGAAGACUAGGACUGUGGUGCUGAAAGCCUUACAAGGCCUAGGCAGUCCCCAGGAAGUAAAGGAUUUCCUGGGGAGGAUUAAAUUCCAUCAAGAUCUUGGCCAUCAUGAGAACCUGGUUGAGCUGGUUGGAUGUUGUGUAGACAAACUCCCACUUUAUAUGAUCAUGGAAGACGUGUCUCUUGGUGACCUGCUGACGUUUCUGUGGACAUGUCGGAAGGAUGUAAUGGCAAUGGAUGGGAUCCCCUAUGACCUCACUGAGAGGCAAGUUUAUGAAGUUGGACAGCAGGUUGCAGCAGCCCUGGCUUACCUUGAAGAGAAGAAGCUGUUCCAUGGUGAUAUUGCUGCCAGGAAUGUCCUCCUCCAUCCCAACUUCUCUGCCAAGCUCUGUGGUUUGGGUCUGGCCUAUGAAACCCACGCUCGUGGUGCCACCUCGGUCACACGGGGUGUGCCAGUCAAGUGGCAGGCCCCAGAGAGGCUCCUGAGGAAGCCCCCCAGCAUCAAGGCAGACGUGUGGUCUUUUGGAAUUCUACUGUAUGAAAUGAUUACAUUAGGUGCUCCACCGUAUCCUGAGGUGCCACCUCCUGACAUCUUAUCACACCUGCAGAGACAGAACAUCAUGAAGCAGCCCUCACUCUGCCAGCAAGCCAUGUACACCAUCAUGAAGUCCUGCUGGCAGUGGGAUGCAGCUAACAGGCCUUCUCCAGCACAGCUCCUCUGGUCCCUGAAAACAGCUCUGAAGAGCAGCAAUGGCCACACAGUUCUGCAGGUGCCUGAGCCAGUGGUGCCUGAACUCUAUGCUGAUGUUGCUGGUGUUGAUGUGCACAGUGUAGUGAGGGAAUACACCAUCCUAUGAAGGGCCCUUCCACGUGCUGGUGAAGGAGAAGUCACUUGAGUUUUCUCUUCCUAAAUAUUUUGGAAGCUCAGCAUGAGGUGUGUGUGUUGGAAGGGAUCCCUUUGUUUUUCAGACAUGUUUAUAUAUCUCAAAUCUCUCCUCCAGGCCAGACACAACAAGCUAUUAACAUUGUUAUUAAAUCAACCUGUUGAUAUCAUUCUACCAGUGGUCAUUUGGGAGAUAACUGCUUUUAGGGAGCUGUAGAAAAUGUAAUGAGAAGCUGGAGUUAAAGGAGUGUAUUAGGUUUGUGUGGCAAGGAUUUGGUUAUGGGGUGGACUACAGGGGUGACUUCUGUGAGAAGAGAUUCCACCUGCAGCCCAUGGAGGAGCCCACACUGGAGCAGGUGGAUGCCUGAGGGAGGCUGUGACCCCGUGGGAAGCCUGGGCUGGAGCAGAGACCUGGGAGGGAGCUGUGGAGAGAGGAGCCCACUCUGGAGAAGGACUGCACCCUGUGGAAAGGGACCCGUGCUGGACGGAAGGGCUCAGGCUGGAGAAGUUCCUGGAGGAUCCCACACUGGAGCAGGGAAAGAGUGUGAGGAGUCCUCCCCGUGAAGAGGAAGGAGCAGCAGAGACACCGUGUGAUGGACUGACCACAACCCCCAUUCCCGGUCCCCCUGCUGGACAGGAGGAGGCAGAGAAACCGGGAGUGAAGCUGAGCCUGGGAAGGAGGGAGAGGUGAGGGAAAGCGCCUUAAGAUUUGGUUUUAUUUCUCAUUAUCCUACCCGAAUUUGAUUAGCAAUAGAUUAAUUUCCCCCAAGUCGAGUCUACUUUGCCCAUAGUGGUAAUCGGUGAGUGAUCUCUCCCUUAGCUUGACCUAUGAGCCUUUCUUUGUUGGAUUUUCCCUCCCCUGUCCAGUUGAGAAGAGGGAGUCGGGGAGUGGCUGGAGGGGCACCUGGAAUUUAGCCAGACUCAACCCACUAUGAGGUUUCUGGAAGUCUUUCCCUUUCCUUUCUGUCCCAGGAAAUGCAUCAGUUGGGCAUUCAGAGAAGUAGAUGUGUUGGGGAAUGUGCUGGAGAAGUGUUCAGUAAAUGUCUGGGAUCUCUCCAGUGCUUUAUACUCCCAUGGGAGAGUGGGUACUGUGUUAAAACAAACAAGCAAAACCCCAAACAAACAAAAAACCCCAAACAAAACCAACAGCAACAACAAAACUGAGCAAAGUCCUUCGUAUCUGAAAAUAUUUGAUCAUUAAUUUUAAUGGGCAUGCAGACUUGGUAAAAAAUUGGAGGUACUUGAAGUUGUGAGCAUUUUGCCUUCAUUCCAAAAGAAGCAGAAUCAGUCUGUGAAACAAAUUUCCUCUUCUCCCCUCUGCUGUUUGUGGUUUCUAAGUUGACAGUGCCUUAAGGUUUUCUUCUCUCAUUGUUUUGGUGCUUUGAGCAUUACAGGUUCUUGUGAAAAAAGAGUAAAUGCACUUGAAUCAUUUUAGCAUUCUGUGUGGAGUGGAUUCAGUGUUCACUCAGUAUCCCUCCAAUGACUCUUGUUUGAAGUUGAAGGGCACAGAGACCCACAAAAGGCUGCUUGCAGUUGGUUAUAUUAAUUGGUUUUCAGUAUUUCAUGUAGCUGAAUCCCUGAUAAUUCCAGAACCAGUUGCAGGCCUGCAGCAUCCCAUGAGACCAAAAUUAGGUGUGUGAGCCAUGUAGGAUUUAAAGUGUGAAAAAGCUAAAUGAUUGCUCUUCAAAAUGGGAAUGUUUAUCCUGAAGGAAAUCUUCAACCACCACUUUAAAUAUUAAACCUAUAUAGCUGUAAAAAGAAACCUGGUUUCCAUCAAAAUUUAUUGGUCUUCUUCUAAAAACAAUGUUAAGAAGUUUUCCAUUUUGAAUGCAAAGUAACAUGAAUGACAUGGUUGUUUUUUCUGUAUCACUUAGGCUUUGUAAGAAACUGUGUUUCUAUCCAGAAAUAAAUGUCAUGUGAGUUCCUACAGCAUCUAUAUGACCACUAAACACUGGGACAUUGCAAAGUCCACGUAUAUCACCACUAUACAUUGCAAAGUCCACCAGAGAGGGCUCAGUUACCUUUCUGACUUCUCUUAUGGUGUUGCCACCUUGAUGUCCAUAAACCACUGGUGGUGUAAAUCAGAUAUAAAGAAUGGAAACAUCUUCUUUUCCAAAUGCUAAAAUUAAACAUCUUCUUCUCUCCCCCUCACUUGAAAACAGGUUCAAAGCUGCCUGGUAAAUUUAGGUCAAAUUCACAGUUACCUGUCAUUUAGGUGAAUAAACUAUUCAUUAAAAAAAAGCAUUUAAUUGGUUCAGACCCCAAGAAUGGGAUAUUCUCAAAGGUCUGUGCUGUGAAAGGUGUUUCAGACAGGUAACACGAUCCCAGAACUGCUGCUGCAGAGCUGGUGAAUAAACCCUGUCAAACAGAGAGCUAAAGGUAACAAACACGGCCCUGUUCUCAGAGCACAGAAAGCAAAGUCCUGCUUUACACAAAUGCUCAUAUUUUGUUUCUCUUGUCAAAGCUCUGAUCAAGGGAAUCCAUGGGAAUUCGGGAUGCUGAGCACCUCACAGCCUCCAACAAAAGAUCUGCUUUGGUUUCCCCUGAAAGCAAAUCUGUGCCAAGAGCCUGCUCAUGAAUUUGUCCACAGAAAGACAUUUUCCUGCUCUAUGAAAAGGUCUAAUUUAAUUUCCCUUCAAUAAAGUGGCCUCAUUCUCAAUCUCAUUCUUAUUCUGAGCUGACUGUCUUUUCCCAAGGUUGGUUUGGAAGUGACUGAAUCUAAACCAGAUUAAGUUUUACAGUGGCAUGAAAGGAAUUAUACAUGUGGAGUUGCCCUAGUUUAACCACACUUCAUGCUAAUUAAAGUAGUCUAUAUAGAAGUUUUUUUCCACAGAGCAGUGUCCAUUCGUGCAGCUACAUUUUUAGCAUCAGUGUAGACUCGUGAAUUCCUCCUUAGUGAAUCCACUGAGGGCCUGGUGACAUUUUUUUCAGAUGUUGUGUGCAGAAUCAUGGCUUUUUAAUGCCAGCCCUUGUUUUAUUUGUUUAAUUGGAAUAUUUUGUUCCCAUGAAAAAUGCAAACUUUUAAUUAUUAUAUUGAAAUUAUAUAUCUAUUAUAUUAGGAGCAGUUAACACCACAGCAUAUAAACGACAUGCAUUUGAGUCUU
Molecule: messenger RNA, 5003 nt
Organism: Lepidothrix coronata (blue-crowned manakin)
Lineage: Eukaryota; Metazoa; Chordata; Aves; Passeriformes; Pipridae
Gene: STYK1
Product: serine/threonine/tyrosine kinase 1
Exons: 12
Coding region: 593-1873 (426 amino acids)
Biological process (GO): cell surface receptor protein tyrosine kinase signaling pathway; multicellular organism development; protein phosphorylation
Cellular component (GO): signaling receptor complex
Molecular function (GO): transmembrane receptor protein tyrosine kinase activity; ATP binding
Source: RefSeq, a predicted model, not a curated record